AUGAAACCAGGCUCUCUCAAGGGGGUAGCGGGGCGUGUCAAAGGAUAUACACCUCAGAUUAUAUAUCAUGACAGAGGGGUCAUCGUAGUCAACAAACCUCCAGGGCUGGUAACCCAAACAAGCAAGACCCUGAAGAACGGCGCUCAUCGCGACGCUUAUUCCAUCUUUCUCGAUGAAGUGAAGACUCAGCUCAAUCUCCACACCAGACCCCUCCACGUACAUCGUCUAGACAAGGCGACUACUGGAGCCUUGGUCCUUGGCCGCUCUCCUACACUUGCCAAGGAUCUUUGCAAGCAGUUCGCGGAGCGGUCUGUGGACAAAUCAUAUCUUGCCCUCGUACAUUGGCACCGCCAUGAAGUUUCGGGCGCGACGGGCCAAGUCCAUGUGCAUCUUUGCAUGGAGGAUGGCCGAAUUGACAUCGCGCGUUCAAUGGACGAUGCAGGCAAGCUGUCCGUGACAAGCUGGGAAGUUGCAGCAACAUCCACAAUUCUCCCGCUCGCGCUGCUUCGGCUCGAUUUGCAUACAGGUCUGAAGCAUCAGUUGCGCGUAGUGCUUGCGCGAUACUUUCAGGCACCCAUUCUCGGCGAUUCUCUCUACGCCAAUCCUUUACCCCGAGAUAACACGCAAGGCAAGAUCCACGGAAUUCCCUCGGACCGACUAUUCCUGCAUUCCUCAAGCAUCUCUAUCUGGGCAAGUCCUCCGAACAUUCUCAUCGCUCCUCGCAAGCACUCACGAUAUAUUUCUUCCAGCGUCACGCGCCCUCAGGCCGAAGACGCCGCCUGA
Messenger RNA from Punctularia strigosozonata HHB-11173 SS5, 783 nucleotides. Its product is annotated as pseudouridine synthase. Gene Ontology annotation, molecular function: RNA binding; pseudouridine synthase activity. The record is from RefSeq and is a predicted model, not a curated record. Lineage: Eukaryota; Fungi; Basidiomycota; Agaricomycetes; Corticiales; Punctulariaceae. Gene Ontology annotation, biological process: pseudouridine synthesis. The transcript is spliced from 7 exons. The coding region runs from base 1 to 783 and encodes 260 amino acids.